AUGGUAGAUGACGAUUCAAUGAAUGAUGAUGAUGAUCAACUUGAUAUUCCCGAUAAUACAAAACAUAUUACAUCAAUUCAAUUAGGUCAAGUUGAUAUUGAUUGUUGGUAUCAUUCUCCAUACAUUGACACCGAAGAUAGUUCAAAUGAAAAUAAUCGUACUAUUGAUAAAUUAUAUAUUUGUGAAUUUUGUUUACGAUAUUUUCUUAAUAAUAAAAAUUAUCGACAGCAUAUGAAUGAAUGUAAUCGACGUCAACCACCUGGUCGCAAAAUUUAUGAAGAUCUGAAUGGUUUAUCAGUAUAUGAAGUUGAUGGAAAUAUAUCUGAACUUUAUUGUCAAUGUCUUUGUUUAUUAGCAAAAUUAUUUUUAGAAAGAAAAACAAUUUAUUUUGAUGUUAGUCCAUUUCUUUUUUAUGUUUUGGUUGAAUCAGAUAAACGAAUGAAAAAUGUUCAGCAUAUUAUUGGUUAUUUUUCUAAAGAAAAAUUAAGUGAUGAAUCUUACAAUUUGGCUUGUUUAAUGGUAUUACCUCACCGACAACGACAAGGUUUUGGUCGAUUUUUAAUUUCAUUAAGUUAUGAAUUAACUAAACUUGAAAAGAAAACUGGUUCACCAGAAAAACCAUUAUCAGCUCUUGGUCAAAUGGCAUAUAAGAGUUAUUGGCAUUCGACAAUAUUAACAAAACUAGAUGAAUAUCGUCAUUCACAAGCAUAUGCUACAGUUACACAACUAAGUAUGGAUACGGGUAUUUGUAUUGAAGAUGUUAUUCAAACAUUAAUUGAUCUUAGAUUAGGUCAUACGGGUACAUCAACAAUAGAAAUACAUUAUAAACAACAAGAAGCACGUGAUCAACGUCAUCGUCGUCGUCAAAAAUCAAAUGGUGAUUAUGAUGAAAAUGAUAAGAAUAAUAAUACUCUUAAUUCUGAUUCAGUAUUGACUAUUGAUGAAGAUGUUUUACAUUCAACUAUUGCUCGUUUAUCAAAUGAAAAUUCAUCAUCACAAAAUGAUCAACAUAUUUUCGAUCGAAAUUAUUUACGUUUAAUAAAUCGACGAUGA
Molecule: messenger RNA, 1053 nt
Organism: Rotaria sp. Silwood2
Lineage: Eukaryota; Metazoa; Rotifera; Eurotatoria; Philodinida; Philodinidae
Source: the annotation of a GenBank genome assembly